GCUUUAGACAACUUUCUCUCCUUAGAACCAGGAGCUUCUCCUACAUUCAGAUACUUUCACCUCCAUACUUCUUUGAAAGCACCUGUUGAGGCUCGACCGGAGCUGCACCUUUCUUCAGAUUUAGGAGGAGCUGAUCCACACUGACAAGCAGGCAUGGGCUCCUGGGUGUGGGGCUUCGUUACUGACUUCUUCACCUAUGAGACCACCAAGUCUGUGGUGGUCAAGAGCUGGUCCGUGGGCAUCAUCAACCGGAUCGUACAACUGCUCAUCAUCGCAUAUUUUGUUGGCUGGGUCUUCAUCCAUGAGAAAGCCUAUCAGGUGACUGACACCGGCAUCGAGUCCUCUGUGAUGACCAAAGUUAAAGGCUUUGGCUACCAUAACAACCAGGUGAUGGAUGUGGCCGACUACGUCCUCCCACCACAGGGUUCAAGUGUUUUCUGCAUCAUGACUAAACUCAUAAUCACAGAAAACCAGUUCCAAGGAAGAUGUGCAGAGACUGGGAAGAGGUUUAGUUGUAAAACAGAUGAAGACUGCCACAAGCAUUUGGGAUCCAUCCUCUCCAAUGGAGUGAUAACAGGUGUUUGUCUGCAGCCUGCCUCUAAUGACUCCAAGGGCAUGUGUGAGGUUGAGGGGUGGUGUCCAGCAGAGAACGACAGCAUCUUUGUUAAGCCAAUGCUGGAUGUGAAUGACUUCACCAUAUUCAUCAAAAACAGUAUUCGAUUUCCACUAUUUAAUGUUACCAGAGGGAACUUUCCGUCCACCAUGACGUCUCAUGAGAUUAAGAGCUGCACCUACCAUCCAGAGACGAACCCUUUCUGCCCCAUCUUUCGGGUUGGGGACAUUUUGAACUACACUGGGCAGGACGUGGCAAGCCUGGCGGACAAGGGAGGAGAAAUAGGAAUUAACAUUGAGUGGAAGUGUAACCUGGACUUAAACAUUGACUAUUGUGUACCGAAGUACUCUUUCACUCGACUGGAUGCACCAUUUGAAAAGAACGCCGUCUCCAAAGGCUACAACUUCAGAUUUGCAAAAUAUUUCAAGACAGAAAACGGGACAGAGUACCGGACUCUUCAUAAAGCAUAUGCGAUCCGCUUUGAUGUUAUGGUCACUGGCAAUGCUGGAAAGUUUGACACAAUCCCGACACUGAUCAACUUGGUUGCUGCCUUCACGUCUAUUGGACUGGGUGCGGUUCUCUGCGAUCUAAUCCUGCUUAACUUCUUGAAAGGGGCAGCGCAAUACAAAGCCAAGAAGUUUGAAGAGGUGUCAGACGCUCAGAUAGAAGCCUCCAUUGCUCAGAGCCCCGGCAGCUCACUGUCACUGAAAGGAGAAAUCAAGAGCUCUUAUGACUCCGGAGCCAUUUCCCUCGCCGCCUCUGACCAACAACUUUAACGGACAAAAACUACAACCUGAAGACAUGAACUUUCCUCUUUACCUUUCUCCUAUUGCCUCCAAGAGAUAAAUCAUGCUUUUACUUGUCAGUAGCCUGCUGUCAGUUGUAGUUUGGUAACUCAGUGAGAUAUUUAGGAUGCAGAAAGCAGACACACAUCCAUUUUACUCUGUUUUACUUGAAUGAUGACGUAACUUUGGUGGUUUUCAUCUGGGGUUAUUUAUUGUUAUCUCAGUACAAAAAUGCAGUUUUUUUUGUAUGAAAUGUAUGUGCACUGUAGAAAAAAAGGGACAACUGAGCAGCCAUUUUUUUAAUAGAAAGUGUUAGUCAGAGGAAAGAAGGUUGCAGAUCUUUAAACAACCAUAACCUAUUGUUCUUGGUCACUAAAGCUGAGCGUACACUGCCACUUUCAGCAGAUUCACAGUUUUUGAAUUUUGAGUUGCAAGACUCACUUGAAGGUUGGGGCGACAUUCAACGUAAUCAUUUCGCGUGUCAUUUGCUGUGCAGUGUACUGGGGGGUUGACGGCCAAUCACGGCCUGAACCAGCUGCUCUUGACUGGUCAGAUGAGUUUCUAGCACAUUUCUUAUUUUGGUCAUACAACUGUACACAGUCAGUGUACUUUACGUCACUGGAUUUUAGAUUUGAUAUGAGUAAUGCAAAAUCAAGAAACAAGCUGUUUCCAAAUUAUUGUUUAAAGAUCCGACAAAACAUGGAAAAGACGUGCCCUUGGCCUUUUAAGGCAGUUCAUGUUUAAUUGGGACUCAUAAAACAGAAAAUGAAUAACAGUUUUUUCUGUUUUUUUAAUUUUUUGUUUUCCAUUUCUUUUUGUUUUUUGUUUCCUCAUUUUUCUUUAUUUGUUCCCAAAUAAAAAUGAAUGAAAAAUGGUUCUUUUUUCAGUCUAUAUUUUUUGUGUUCGGAUCAGAAAAGGAACAUCCAAAAACCAGAACGCUGGGACAGUAACAUUUUGUCACCUGCGAAGACAAAAAAGGAGAAAUGGAAAAUGAAUUAGAGUUCAUUUUUGUUUUCAGUUUUUUUUAUGUCAGAAUUACUAUGAACUGCCAGAAAAGAGCCACUAGGGGGUCAAUGUAAUUUAUGGCCAACUGUUUUUUAAUUUAAAACAAGAAAUCCAAACUCAAGAAACAAGCUGUUUCCCAAUGACUGUUUAAAAAUAGGAAAUCAAAAAAUGGAGGAAUAAAUCUUGUCGGUUUCUGCUUUUUUAGGCAGUCCGUAUUAAAUUGGGAAUAAAAAAACGAAACAAAAAGCAUUUUACUUUUCUGUUUCUUGAUUCCUAAUUUGAUAUGAAAUGCCUUGAGUGGUCUGGGGCAUGUUUUUCCUUUUCCUAUUUUUAAACAGUAAUUGAGAAACAGCUUAUUUCUUAAGUGAUCGAUUUCUCAUCUUGAAUUAAAAAUCU
This is a messenger RNA of Cheilinus undulatus (humphead wrasse), 2799 nucleotides long. RefSeq names its product purinergic receptor P2X, ligand-gated ion channel, 3a (gene p2rx3a). Gene Ontology annotation, cellular component: plasma membrane; nuclear inner membrane. Gene Ontology annotation, molecular function: extracellularly ATP-gated monoatomic cation channel activity; purinergic nucleotide receptor activity; ATP binding. NCBI's taxonomy places the organism in Eukaryota, Metazoa, Chordata, Actinopteri, Labriformes, Labridae. Bases 154 to 1389 code for a protein of 411 amino acids. The transcript has 12 exons. Gene Ontology annotation, biological process: response to ATP; monoatomic cation transmembrane transport. The record is from RefSeq and is a predicted model, not a curated record.